Molecule: messenger RNA, 1408 nt
Organism: Sardina pilchardus (European sardine)
Lineage: Eukaryota; Metazoa; Chordata; Actinopteri; Clupeiformes; Clupeidae
Gene: ankrd22
Product: ankyrin repeat domain 22
Exons: 6
Coding region: 321-896 (191 amino acids)
Molecular function (GO): protein binding
Source: RefSeq, a predicted model, not a curated record
UUUUACCUGAGGCGAUUGCUCUGUUGCCUUCCGCCUGUUCAGACACGCUGCGCUCUCAGCGCGUCAUACUUUCCCCCUGAUGAUGGAAGUCGACAGACGAUAUGAUAGAACAACGACUGGAUAAAAUCGAAUACACCGAUGUGACGGGCCGCUCCCAAAACCUCUAAUUUUUUCUUCUGGAUGAAAAUGACAAGUUCCGAUUUGUCAUUUUAAGUUUAAGGACUUCCAGAAAGCUGGGAAAACAUUUUUUUCUGAAGCGUGCCUGGAGUAGUCAGGUGUUUUCAGUUAACCAGGAUACGUCACGACGACGACUAGAAGACAUGGGGAUAAUGUAUUCAGAGCCAAUGUGCCAGGCGGCCUAUGAGAAUGAUGCCCACGAGGUCUACCGCCUCUACAAGGACAACCCCAAAAGUCUGAAUGUCCAAGAGGAGUCGUCGGGGGAAACGCCCAUCAUUGCUGCUUGCCGACGGGGAAACCAUCAUGUAGUGAAGUACCUGCUGGACUUGGACGCAGAUGUUUCCAUAUGCAACAAGAAACAGAGGACGUGUUUACACUAUGCGGCCAAAAGAACAUACUCUUUUCUGGAUUACCUCAUGAUCGCCAUUCUGAUGCCAAUUCUGUUAAUCGGAUACCUAAUACUGCUUGAGAAGCAGAAGAAGAAUGAGGAUUUAAUGAAGCUGGUUUUGAGCAGCAAAGUGGAUGUCAAUGCCAAAGAUUAUAGAGGCAACACUGCGCUUCAUUAUGCCUGCCAGAGAAAAAGCCACACAAUUGUGCCUUUGCUACUUGAGAAAGAGGCAGACGUUUCGAUCAAGAACAACAAGGGAGAGACUGCACUGGAUAUUGCAAAUAAGCGAAAGUUUAAGAAGAUUGUCACCUUGUUGAAGAAAUCUGAUUAAGGAAGUGAAGACAUCAUGAGGGACAUUAUGAGACUUCUGAAGUCUACCCCUAGGACAUCGGAACAGCCAGAAUGAAAACAUUAGUCUCUUGGGCACAUCGACGGUUGCAAUGGAAUGUCACCUCAAUAUUGGUUCUAUUACACACACAAUUUUUUUCUUACACAUGUUUUGAAUUAUUUCAAAGUUUACAAACGUGCUGCACAAAAUUGUAUUUACACUUUAUAUUUUUUAAAGUUUUCACUGUGUUUUUCAGGACAGCAUAAAACACUUGGUGUCGGUGGAGUCCAUAGUCAUUGUUUUGUCUCACUAAAAUUAUGCCUUGGUGACAUAAUUGAUUUGCCUUUAAUAUUUUGACCCAAUUGUUUUUGCACCUUGUAAGUAAUUUCUAUUUAUUUUAUAACCAGUUCUGCUUAAAAGUUAAGUGUUCAGUUUGCAUACAUUCAAUGCUUGAAUUGAGUAAUCGUAUGUCAUAUGCUCAUUUUUUUAAGUCUCAAUAAAGGAUGUUUUAGAGU